GCAAAACCAGAUCUGGCUCUCCCGACAAGAAAUAGUUUACUUUUUCCAAAACAUAUAUAAUAUAACAUCAAUCUUUCAGAACAAAAUCCGCUGUAAAAUGUUCCCAUAUUUCAGUUUCAAGUUUCUUGCCCGAGUUCAGCUGCCAACACAUAUGGACCUCCAUUUUUGAAUGCAUUCUAAAAAGCUUUAAAGUUUUUGCUUUUCUCUCUUACCUCUUGCAUCGGUCCGAGGUUUCCGUCGAAGGUGAACAAAGGAAUUUUGGAGUUUGGGUGUAUAGAUUGGUCAACACACCUUGGGUUUUUGAAGAUAUAUUAAAUUAGAUUAUUUAUAUGGUUCUAAUCUUUGUGUGUAUCACGAUAUUGAGUAAUUAAAAUAAUAGUAGAAGCAUAGGUAUUCCUGGUUUUAAUUUAGAGUUUUAGAAGCUUUUUGUAUUAUUGGGAAAAAAGUAAUAAUAUUCAUGUACUCCAUUAAACAAAUGAGAGCUUUCUCCUGCAAGUAUUCUAGAUGAACUGGUGCUGGAUGACAACCAUGUUCAUUGUGUAAUGAUGCACCAAGACAUUGUCCCUAGAGCCUUCUCCUGCAAGUAUCCGAACCAUGUGGCGGUUGUCCUCAAGCGUUUGCCUGGUUCCCUCCGGUCUCACCCCUGUUUACUUAGAAAUAAACUUUUAUAUGCUCCACUUGGCAAACUAUUCAUUCUCCAACCAAGUGAAAAGUCAUCUCCUCCACACCCUCUAAUCCCACCGGGAAAUGCUCUUUAUGCUUUGGACAAAACACAUUUCGAAUACUUCAUGCAGGCGCUUAAGGCUUUCCUUAAUUGUCCACAUCCACUGGACACCCUCAGUGAUCUUACAGCAUAUGGCUCGGAAGGUACUAUUUUAAGAGACCAUAACUCUAGCAACUACUUGAAAGCAGUUAAUGGGGUCUUAAGGCUAUAAAAGAUGGCCAAUCAGUGUUCGAGGAUGGAUACAAGCUUAUUAUGGCCACUGCUUAAUUCACCAUCUCCUCACUCAUGGAGUCACGAUAAAAGUUUGGAGAACAUCCUUUUAUCAAAUAAAAAGAUAAUGAGCGGGGUGUGAAAACUCUCAACCGUUC
Gossypium raimondii (Peruvian cotton) is the source of this 1092-nucleotide messenger RNA. Its product is annotated as phospholipase A1 PLIP1, chloroplastic. The record is from RefSeq and is a predicted model, not a curated record. The transcript is spliced from 3 exons. NCBI's taxonomy places the organism in Eukaryota, Viridiplantae, Streptophyta, Magnoliopsida, Malvales, Malvaceae. Gene Ontology annotation, molecular function: glycerophospholipid phospholipase A1 activity. Bases 543 to 935 code for a protein of 130 amino acids.